Spizellomyces punctatus DAOM BR117 is the source of this 801-nucleotide messenger RNA. RefSeq lists its product as uncharacterized. NCBI's taxonomy places the organism in Eukaryota, Fungi, Chytridiomycota, Chytridiomycetes, Spizellomycetales, Spizellomycetaceae. The record is from RefSeq and is a predicted model, not a curated record. The transcript is spliced from 3 exons. The coding region runs from base 9 to 668 and encodes 219 amino acids.
CUUUGAAAAUGGACGACGUAUGGAACGAUGCCGAGGGGCUAUCUGAUAGUCAGUAUGACAAACAGGUUGCGGAGCGUAACUGGAAUCGAUUGCAGGAUCAACAUGGCGUGGUCGGAUACAAGGAAGGAAUAACAGAAGGCAAACAGGUCAGCCUCCAACAAGGGUUUGAUAGAGGAUUCAAGGAUGCAGCAGGUAUUGGGUUCCAAUUAGGGGCGCUCCGAGGCUUGUUGAGCACAUUAAUACAAGUCUACACUCUCUCUCCAAAAGCCGCCACAUCAAUAUCGCCAUCCAAUCUAUCGACUCUUCAAUCCCUUCAUGCUGAACUGGAAGCCCUGUCCGUCGAUCAUGUCUUUACACUUGCCUACUUCAAAGCGACGGAUACCACAAGACCGGAUGCUCCAAAUUCGGCGACGACGGGGUGCGAGAGUGGAGGUGGAUGCUGUAAGGCCUCUGGAGAAAGGGAUGAGAUGAAAGAAGGUGGUGGCUGCUGUAAGGUGCGGAAGGGUGAGGCAACCGGGGCGGAGGGCUUAUCAUGUAGCAGCCCUGAUGUGUCAGAUGUGGCCGCAGACUCUGUUAAAGAUUACCCCAGCAGAGUGGUAGAGUCAUACCGGAGCAAAGUGGCUACGCUGCUGACAACGCUGGGAUGGGAUACCGAUGAACUUUUGUAGAUAGAUUUUAUGUAUGACGCGAACUGAUGCAAGAUGCAUGCUGGGAAUCAAACAACGAGCCAGUGUUAUGAUAAUUAGUACGAAAACAAUGUGCAGUUUACAUCUUCGUUGCGGCUUUUCAGGUGCAUCUGCU